This is a messenger RNA of Didymodactylos carnosus, 2145 nucleotides long. NCBI's taxonomy places the organism in Eukaryota, Metazoa, Rotifera, Eurotatoria, Philodinida, Philodinidae. The record is from the annotation of a GenBank genome assembly.
AUGCAAUAUGUACAAAUGCCAUAUCCCGAUUGGGAAUUUGGACGGGAACGUUUUUAUUCUCAUCAUUUAUCGUCAAAUGCGAGUAGUUUAACAGAUAGUAACGGUGGCAGUUCUAUGUAUGGUAGUGCAGCUAGUUACCAGUAUGAUAUAUUGCCUACAUCAGUAGCAAGUAACGGAUCAGUAUCUGUUGAACCGAUAUAUGAAGUCUAUUACGCUAAAAAGAAAAAAAGAGGCAAUAAUCAAGUUGCUGAAGACAAUGGCUUACAUAAGAAAGAAAAACGUAACUUGAAUGAUGGAUACGACGAUGAAAACCAUGAUUAUAUUGUACGUGCAGGAGAAGUUUGGUUAGAACGUUACGCCAUUGAUUGUCUUAUUGGAAAAGGAAGUUUUGGACAAGUUGUCAAAGCAUUUGAUCAUAUUGAUCAAGAGUUUGUUGCCAUUAAAAUAAUUAAAAAUAAGCGACCAUUUCUAUCGCAAGCUCAAAUCGAAGUACGACUACUAGAGUUAAUGAACCAACAUGAUGUAGAUAAUAAUGGUUAUAUUGUUAAAUUGAAGCGCCAUUUUAAUUUCCGUAACCAUUUAUGUCUUGUAUUUGAAUUGUUAUCUUAUAAUUUAUACGAUUUAUUACGUAAUACAAAUUUUCGUGGUGUAUCAUUGAAUUUAACACGAAAAUUUGCUUUACAACUUUUAUCCGCGUUAUUAUUUUUAUCACAACCAGAACUGAGUGUACUCCAUUGUGAUUUGAAACCAGAAAAUAUUUUAUUAGUUAAUCCAAAACGUAGUGCUAUCAAAAUUGUCGAUUUUGGAAGUUCAUGUCAGUUAGGACAACGCCUCUAUCAAUAUAUCCAAAGUCGAUUUUAUCGAUCUCCCGAAGUUCUUCUGGGUAUCCCAUACGAUAUGGCGAUCGACAUGUGGUCGCUGGGCUGCAUCCUUGUGGAAAUGCAUACAGGAGAACCAUUAUUUAGUGGAACAAAUGAAUUCGAUCAAAUCAUGAAAAUUGUUGAAGUCCUGGGAAUGCCACCAAAUAAUAUUCUGGAACAAGGAACGAAAACAAAACGAUUUUUCGACCGUUUGCCAGAUAAUACGUGGGUGGCAAAACGAAGUAAAGAGAGAAGAUAUCGGACACCAGGCGCGAAAAAGCUCCAUGAUAUUCUUGGAGUGGAUUUGGGUGGGCCGGGUGGACGGCGAACGGGUGAACCGAAUCACAGCACACAAGAUUAUGUUAAAUUUAAAGAUUUAGUACAACAAAUGUUAGAAUAUGAUCCAAAACGACGAAUUACACCAUUUAUUGCCUUACAGCAUAGUUUUUUUAAACGUACAUAUGAAGAAGGUAAUUAUACACCAUCAGCAGGCGGAAGUGCAAAUAAUAUUCUGGGUAAUGGUGGAAAUAGUGGAACAAAUAACAACAAUAACAAUGGCUCACCGAAUCUUGAUCCAACACUUCGCUAUCGUCAAGAAUCUUAUCGUCAUGUAAUAGAAACAGUACCAUCAACAACAACAUCUUCUAAUUCUCAACAACAAUUACAGCCACGUUCAAAUCAGUAUCCGCCGAAUUUAUGGCAACAACCCGAACAAACACAACAAGUUUUUCUUUUAAAUUCUGCAUCAUCAGGUGCAUCAAGCGGAAUGCAACGAUCGUUUCCGAGUCUGCCUCCCUCAUCAACGAAUAAUAUGAGUAAUGGACCAAAUACAUUUGUUCAAACUCCGCAAACGUAUCCAACCGAUAUUUUACGUUCAUAUACACAAUCAUCUUCAGUAGUUCAGCAACAACAUCAAAAUUCUCAUUUACUACCAUCUAUCGGUGGUUUAAAUUUAAUCGGUGGUAAUAAUAAUAAUAAUAAAAUACCGAAUAAUGACGAUACAAAUAAUUUUCACCAUCUUGAAUCGCAGCAAGAACUUUCACUUCCAUCACAAUUCACCUCGCCAUCAUAUUAUUCUUCGCGUUUAAAUCAUCCAUCUACGACUCCACCACAGCCAUCAUCCGCAACGAGUUUUAUAACACAAAAUUUUCCCCCGAUUAAUCCACUAGCAGCCGCUUUCGCCUAUUCGACAGCUGCAUUUCAUCCAUCAUCAACACAUCAUUUACAUCAUUCAUUAUAUUCAGAUGAGCCGACAAUGUUAAUACAAAAUCCAAGUUUGACUUGA